AUGGUCUCUAAGCUGAGUCAUCUUCAGGUGGAGCUGCUGGGAGCACUGCUGGAGUCAGGGCUAACCAAGGAGACCCUGAUCAAAGCGCUCGGGGAAGUGGACCCCUAUGCCCUCCAGAGUGAAAGCCAGCGUGCCAUCAGUGCCAUCCAGGCAGAAAAAGGGGAACCCUGUGCUGAAAUUUCCAAUCUGCCCAAUGGGAUGGAGGAAUCCAGGAUGUCCGAGGAGGAAACCUCUGACGAUGGGGAGGAAUUCACCCCUCCAAUAAUGAAGGAGCUGGAAAACCUGAGUCCAGAGGAGGCUGCUCACCAGAAGGCUGUGGUGGAGAGACUAUUACAAGAGGAUCCCUGGAGAGUAGCAAAAAUGGUGAAAUCCUACCUCCAGCAGCACAACAUCCCUCAAAGGGAGGUGGUGGACACUACGGGUUUAAAUCAGUCUCACCUCUCACAGCACCUCAACAAAGGCACACCCAUGAAGACCCAGAAGAGAGCUGCCCUCUACACCUGGUACGUCCGCAAGCAGCGAGAGGUGGCCCAGCAGUUCACCCAUGCUGGUCAGGGACUUGUGGCAGAGGAGCCCAUGGGAGAUGACCUGCCCACCAAGAAAGGGAGAAGAAACCGCUUUAAGUGGGGUCCUGCCUCACAACAGAUCCUAUUCCAAGCUUACGAGAGACAGAAGAACCCGAGCAAGGAGGAGAGAGAAGCAUUGGUGGAGGAGUGCAACAGGGCAGAGUGCAUUCAGCGUGGCGUCUCCCCAUCCCAGGCCCAAGGUCUGGGCUCAAACCUGGUCACCGAGGUGAGAGUUUAUAACUGGUUCGCCAACCGUAGGAAGGAGGAGGCCUUUCGGCACAAGCUAGCCAUGGAUACCUACAGUGUGCCGCAGCCCAGCUCUGCUCCCCCUCUGACCUCUCACAACUCUUCCUCCCUUCAGCCAACGCCUGCUAUCUCACCAAGCAAAGUCCAUGGAAUGAGGUACAACCAGCAGCCAGCCAAUGAGGCAGUGUCUUCCAGCAGCAAUCAUCAUGGGAACAGCUCCAUGGUGACCACCCAAACCAUUCUUCAUCAGGUCUCUCCCCCUGGACUGGAGCCAAGCCAGAACCUGUUGAGCACAGACACUAAGCUGAUCUCUGCUCAUGGGGGACCUCUCCCUCCUGUCAGCACCCUGACCGCUUUGCACAGCCUAGAGCAAAAUCCACACACGUUGAGCCAGCAAACCCAGAAUCUAAUCAUGGCAUCACUGCCUGGUGUUAUGGCAAUUGGAGCUGGUGACACCUCAUCCCUGGCACCAGCAUUCACCAACACAGGGGCCUCCACCCUGGUAAUAGGCCUAGCCUCCACCCAAGCCCAGAGUGUUCCUGUGAUAAACAGCAUGGGAAGCAGCCUUACUACCCUUCAGCCUGUCCAGUUCUCCCAGCAGCUCCACCCAUCUUACCAGCAACCCAUCAUGCAGCAGGUCCAGAGCCACAUCAAUCAGAGCCCCUUCAUGGCCACCAUGGCCCAGAUACAGAGCCCCCAUGCUCUCUACAGCCACAAGUCUGAAGUGGCCCAAUAUGCACAUACUGGCCUUUUACCCCAGACCAUGGUGAUAACAGAUACAGCAAAUCUCAGUGCCCUGACUAACUUGACACCAAACAAACAGCAAGCUUCCUUGCUGCCUCAGGUGUUUACAUCUGAAUCAGAGACCCAUACGGAGUCCGGGAUCCACACGUCAGUGUCACAGACACCAACAAUACAUUUACAGAACCAAGACACAACCAUUCAGCACCUUCAGCCAGGCCAUCGCCUCACCCCGAGCCCAGCUGUCUCCUCUAGCAGCCUGGUGCUGUACCACAGCUCUGACUCCACCAACAGCCACAGCCACUUGCUGCCAUCUACUCACAGCGUUAUUGAGACCUUCAUCCCCACACAGAUGGCAUCCUCCACUCAGUAA
Emys orbicularis (European pond turtle) is the source of this 1926-nucleotide messenger RNA. RefSeq names its product HNF1 homeobox A (gene HNF1A). Gene Ontology annotation, cellular component: nucleus. Gene Ontology annotation, molecular function: RNA polymerase II cis-regulatory region sequence-specific DNA binding; DNA-binding transcription factor activity, RNA polymerase II-specific. Lineage: Eukaryota; Metazoa; Chordata; Testudines; Emydidae. The transcript is spliced from 11 exons. The record is from RefSeq and is a predicted model, not a curated record. Gene Ontology annotation, biological process: liver development; insulin secretion; regulation of transcription by RNA polymerase II. Bases 1 to 1926 code for a protein of 641 amino acids.